GAGUUUUAUUAGCUGUUACCAAAACAUUGAUAUGUCAUUUCUAUAAAAAGUCUGGGUAAGUAAAACCAGGCGGAGUUUGGGCGGUUAAAUGGAACACGACAGCCUCCUCGUACAGGGGAGAACAAGGUGACACAAAACCGCCGCAAAACAGCGCCGCUCUUCGUAGUCCAAAUCAGCUAUGGCAGAGGACGACGAUGAGAGCUUCGGCGAUUUCACCUUUGCAUCAUUUCCCACCAACACCAAAUCAAUUGAAGAUGAUAAUGAAUGGGGUGAUUUCGUUGAAUAUCCGAGUGGAUCUGAGCCUUCCACUGCACCCUCUCUCACCCAAUCCAAACCCUUCGAUCCUUUUGGUUCCAAAUCUGAACAAUCCAAGAAGACAAGUGGAUGGGUUAAACCUUGUGGAGCUCUUCCACUAUCAUUAUUCGGUGAAGAUGAAGAAGAUAAAGAGAAAGAUACAAAUGCUAAAAUAAGAAACGGAUCUAAUCCUAAUUUAGGUUAUGGGUUUGAUUCCAGUAUCUCAAAUUUAUACAAUCAAGAUCAGAAGGUGAAAUUUGAAAAUGGGUCAUUUUCAAAUUCCAAUAAAACGGUAGGUCUGGAUAGUGUUAAUUCGAAUUCCAAAAAGUCGAAUGGAUUGAGUUUCGAUCCGAAUUCGGGUUCUCCUUGUGUUAGUAGAGUGCAGAGUUUGAACUACCUGGCAAGCUUGAAUGGUGACGGUCAAUCUUCGGGUCUUUUUUCGGAUUCGAAUAGUUUGAGUUCUUCUGUUAAUGUAUCAAGUUCAAGUUUUAUUAUGUCGAAUCAAGAUUUUGAUAUGUCGAAGUCGAAUAUGAAUGGAUUGAAUAGAACUUUGAGUGUAGAUGCUUUAACAGGUUUGAAUGAUCAAGGUCUACAGAUCAAGAACAAAAGUAGUGAGCUUGUUUUUGAGUUAAAUGUUUCGAGUUCUUCAGAAAAUUUGACAAGUUCAAGUUUUGGUGUGUGGGACACGGAUUUCCAUAUGUCUAAAUCCAAUCAGAGUGGAUUGAAUAGAAGAACUUCGAGUCUAGAUGUGGGAAUUGGUGAAAGUUCUUCAGCUGCCACUGUGUGGAAUGCGGAUAUUAAUAGGUCCAAGUCCGAUCAGACUGGAUUGAAUAGAACAUUGAGUCUUGAUGGUUUAACAAACUUGAAUGUUCAGGCUCAGCAGAUCAAGACUGAAAAUGGCGCGAUUGUUCCUAAUUCAGAUGUUUCUAGUUCUUCUGCAAAUGCAUCAAGUUCAAAUUUUGGUGGAUGGGAUUUCGAUUUUGGUGGAGUUGGAUCUGCUAUUGAAAGGUCGAUUUCUAGUGCCGGUGUUGGUGGGUUGAACUCAAACUUCAAUGCUGUUGAAAAUUUGGAUAAUGCUCACAACGACAAUGAUGACGAUGAGGAUGGAUGGGAGUUCAAGGAUGCUUACUCAAUUUCUGAAGUUGGAGAUAACAUUAAGGCUACAUCAGAGGCAAAAAAAGAUCAUGAAACUAAUGCCUUCUCUUUCGAUUUUCACAAUGGAUUGAAUGGCUCAGUCGACUUGUUUGCAACAUCAAAUGGAUCGGCAACAUCUGAUUCUAAGGCACAUCAUGCGGGUGACAUGCAGGCAUAUUCCUCUGGAUUUGACAAUAGUCUAAAUAGUUCUAUUGAUUUAUUCGCCAUGCCAAGUCAACCAAUUGAUCUAUUUGCGACAUGUAAUGGAAUUUCUGUUGUUCGCCCUGACAAUAUAUUUGGAUUUGAUAUUAAACCAUCUAUGGCAUUUAAAAACAUACAUAUUUCAGCAUCAGAUGGUAGAGGUGAGCAAAAAGAGAGUAAUGGUGUACUGGACGCCCCAGUUGUUGAAAGUGCUGAAUCCGAUGAGGAUUUUGGGGAAUUUACGACGGCAGCUUCAGAUUCUGGAUUGAAACUAGAGGAAGAAUGGAAGUUGAAUGAUGUUGCUCAUUCUGAACUCCAAGCUUCUGAAUCUGAUGAUAAAGACCAGGUUAAGGAAUCAAAGUUAGAGAAUCAUAAAGGGGCUCUUCCCCUAUCUAUAUUUGGUGAUGAAGAGGAGCUAGAGAUCGAUGGAUCUUCUAAUAUUGAAGAUAUUUUUGUCCCCCAUAAUGCUUCUUAUUCGAAGAAUGACAGAAGUCCAGAUUCAAACGUUUCCAUUAAUGAUCUCAUUUCAAACUUAUAUAGCCAAGCUGAACAUAUCUCACCUGUUCGCUCUGCUCAAGUGCCAAAUAGCAUUAGUGUCAGUCCACAAGAUUCAGUGUCAAAUUCAAAUUUGCUGAAUGGUGAGGAUGAAUUGGAUGAUGGUGAAUGGGAGUUUAAGGACGGCUCUUCUGAAAUGAGAAUAUAUAAUGAUAUUUCUCUUCUUACUUUUGAGGAUCCGCCACAGAGAAGCUUUUCCAAUCUCAAUCUAGAUGAUUAUUUGAAUUUGUACUCUAAAUUAAGGAAUAAGUUGUGCUAUCAUGCUAAAUGCCAUCUCGAUGACUUUAAGAGAGCUCAAAGCAUUGAUGGACUUCCAGUAGAGGAAGCAAAAAUCUCGACCCUUAAUAAAGAAAUUGAGGAGGCUUGCAAGGAUUUUGACCAGGAUAAUGCUUUGUGCAAAGGUGACCACUUGGAAGGACAUUCAUCUCACAAUAUGGGUGCAUUUAUUGAGAUUUUGCAGGAAUCAAAAUUUCAAGUACUUGAAUCAGAGUACCACUUGUCGAGGAGACUAUCCUUGGUGGAAACUGAUUUGGAAACGACAGUGGAUCUUUUAAGACAUGCUACAAUGAUGCUAAAAAUUUUGAGAUCAGGAUCUUUGGAGGAGCAAUCAAUUUAUGUUUCAGUAUGGUAUAAAAUGGUCUCUGUUUGUGUGCAAGAGUUGCAACAUGGCUCGUGUAUCUGGAAGAAGAUAUUGGAAAUGAAUGCUCAGAGUCAUAUGUUAUCUCACCCGAGAGGAAGGGCAUUCCUCCGGGCCCUGGGUGAGAUCUAUAGGGUUACUGUAGUGCUUGAAGCAUCUGUGAAACUAUGCAAACCUUGGUUGAAUUCUGCUCAGGGUACAAGUAUUUAUUCCAUGCUAGACGAAUGUCACGCUAUAUGGUCCUCUUCGGAUCUUGGAGAAGCUCUGUUGAGUAUGUUAGACUCUGCUUCUUCCGGAGAUGGGAGUUCUGUUGCUUCAUUGCUGGACUCUAUCAAGUUAAUUCAUGGUCUUGAUGCACUUAGCCUUCAAAAACAUCUCUAUGCUCAGAAAGAAGUGUGUAGGCUUUCGCUUCUAACUUUAGAAGUACUACCAGGGAUGGAACUUAUAGACUGGAAUGGAGAGCAUUACUUCCUCACACUUGCAAAUCUAUGGGCAAAUCUUAUAAGCAGUGAUCCUCCAGAGUUGCCACAAUUAAUCAAUGGAUGGUGACAAAAUAGCAAACGUUGAUAUCAAAUUUGCGAAGUGUCAAAUCUAAGAUAAGGAACUUGGAUUAGUAUCAUGUCAACUGAAGAUUGCUCUGCAGACGCCGGAGUUAAGAUACUUUGCUCUCCAGGGCUCUGGCCUUUGAAUUAUUUGGCAGAGUUUUGUGCGCACAAAAGUAUGCUUUGAGACAAAAAAAAAACGAAGAUCUGAACAUCAAGAUACUGAUUGCAGAGGCACGCCGUGAGGUACUUUACAGACGGAAGUAGAGAGAUGGUGUGAGAUAAAGAUUACUUGAUUUUUGUUCGGCAGUCUUUCCUUGCAAGAUACGUAGUAAAAGCAUUGUAUCAGUAGGUCAUCGUUUCUUUUCUUUUCCCCAAUAGGUCAUCCCGGUUUUUCCUUUCUUUUCCCCAAUAAAAGGGGGGGGGGGGGGGGGGGGAGAGGGGGAGGAAGAAGGUAUGUGACUUCGUCACAGUGUACCAUUAAGUUGCUUGUGUAUAAGUUGUAAGUAUUGGUGAAAUCAUUUUAUGUUACAUCCAUAAAGAUAGAAGUAGGGUUGUCAGGAAAUUGAACACAGAUAUCGAUUCUUUGUAGUGCCUAUUUUGUUAAUUUCUGGUCUUCAAUGGUUAAUUGAGAAGUGUAAAAUGUUAAA
Lycium barbarum (goji berry) is the source of this 4013-nucleotide messenger RNA. RefSeq lists its product as uncharacterized. Bases 179 to 3370 code for a protein of 1063 amino acids. The record is from RefSeq and is a predicted model, not a curated record. NCBI's taxonomy places the organism in Eukaryota, Viridiplantae, Streptophyta, Magnoliopsida, Solanales, Solanaceae. The transcript is spliced from 9 exons.